This is a messenger RNA of Pseudoliparis swirei, 3572 nucleotides long. It is a transcript of the gene hdx, whose product is annotated as highly divergent homeobox. Gene Ontology annotation, biological process: regulation of transcription by RNA polymerase II. NCBI's taxonomy places the organism in Eukaryota, Metazoa, Chordata, Actinopteri, Perciformes, Liparidae. The record is from RefSeq and is a predicted model, not a curated record. Gene Ontology annotation, molecular function: DNA-binding transcription factor activity, RNA polymerase II-specific; RNA polymerase II cis-regulatory region sequence-specific DNA binding. The transcript is spliced from 11 exons. The coding region runs from base 923 to 3322 and encodes 799 amino acids.
UGGUACACAGAACCGACAAAACAAAACAAAGUGCAUAUAGAUCUACAACAUCUAAAAGAAUUAAGGGAUGCUUAUAUGACUGUAAUAAGUUGGUUGUAUUUCUGACGGUGCAGUGUUACAGGAUGAGAUGUUGAGUGAUGUUGCUAUAAUAAAACAGCUGUGACGUGGUAUCUCUUCCCUUCAUUUGAUCACGAAGAUUAAUAAUAGAAAAUAAAAAAGUGAUAUUCAUUGCAGGGAUCUAGUUCAGUUCAUUGUUGUUUACAACGUAAGUACAAUGAUGUAAUGUGAACCAAUCUUCUUUUUUUAAAUGCUAAUUUACAUAUUUUGAAAUCAUAAUCGAUAAUAAUUCACUAAUAAUAAUUGAUGAAAAGUUUAUAACAACACAUUUAAAAAUAAAAUAGAGUGUCAUAAGUGUCUAUACCCCGCAGGGAAUCAGUCUAUUUAAACAUGUAGGUACAGUACAGUACAGUAAAUAAAGAAGAAAACACUUCAAAGGGAUACUUUGACAUGCCGACCAGGUCGCGAGCCAUUAACAAUCCAAAAGUUUCGUCUGUGACCUCCUCCUCCCUCCUCUUCCUCCUCCUCCUCCAGCGGCCCUCUGAACAAAGUCACCGGUGGGCGGGACCACGGCGCGGGCUCUUCAGCCCCCUUCCGCUGGCACAGCGGUGAUCUCGAGCUCCCAUUGGCUGCCGUCUGCGUACACGUCACAAUCAUGAUUAGAAUUGAUGAUCGGACGUUCUGAUUUCAUUGUCUGAGCGAAGGGGGGAAACCCGGCGGAGAAAUCUGCUGAAUUCUCAACGCUCGUCUGAUUUUAACAUCAAAUAUGCCACAUUUCCCCGCGGUGUGCCAGGUCCACUGAGACGCGAUGAGUGCGGUCGAACGUGCGCUGAUCUAGAAACAUGGAGGUUUUGCUGUGACCGGCAUGGCGGCCCCGUUCCCCUCCAGAAUGGAUGCAUGGGCAGAGCGGCGCGGCCUGCAGACUAUGAACCUGCGGUCGGUGUUCACGGCCGAGCAGCAGCGGAUCCUGGAGCGGUACUACGACAACGGGAUGACCAAUCAGAGCAAGGCCUGCUUCCAGCACAUCCUGCAGUGUGCUCAGGAGUCCAAGCUGGACUUCAGCGUGGUCCGGACGUGGGUUGGCAACAAAAGACGUAAGAUCGCCUCCAAGGUGGAGAACGGAGGCGUGUCUCAUUCCUUAUCCAGUCACGGACUCGCCGGGGGAUUGCUGUCCAGCCACUCGCUGGCCGGGGGGCCGCUGUCCAAUCACGGCCCGGCGUCGGGGCCACUGCUGCCCGCCGAACUGGCAGCGGGGCGGAACAUCCCGAAUCGCGUCCACCUCCUCCCUCCGUCCUCGUCCUUCCCCUCGUUCUCGUCGACGUCUUCCUCCCCUUCGUCCUCCUCUCCCCACAGCAGCGGAAGCCACAACAACAACAACAACAACGACGUCAUCCUGACGGGGAUUUACUCGCUCAACUCCGUCCCUCGCUCGAGGCCGAGACCCCUGGCGGCGCCCCCCUCCCGGUCGGACCCCGAGCCGCCGUCGCUGAGCAGCCGGGCCCCGCAGAGCAGGAUUGGCUCCGCCUCCUCGCCCGUCCGCUCCAAGAUGAUCUCGCUCUCUCAAAACCUCCCACCCCUCGUCACUUCCGCCUCAGGGCCUUUAGUCUACACUGCAGUCAGGAAGGGAGCUCCGUCCCUCGGGGAGGCCGGGCUCAGUGCAGGAGCAGGGGUGGUACCUCACAGCUGGACCCGGCAGUACGGCGCGGCGCAAACUCGCCCGUGGUCCUCGUCCUCGCAGCCCCAAAUUCAGCCUCAGUCCAGACCUCACUCCAACCCGCAACCUCAGCCGCCGGCGCCGGCGCCGCCCGCCCCUCAGAAGACGACGCGGGUCACCCUCCCAGUGCAAAGCUCCGGGCCCUCCUCUGGACAGACACCCCGCAUCCAGCAGGUCUUCACCUUGUCGGAGGGAAGCGGGGGGGACCGGCUUCGGUCGAGCCACGAGUCGGCCCAUAAAAGCCCGGAGGCGGCGGCGGCGGCGGCGGCGCCACCGCACCCCCGGGACGGCGGUCAGAACUUCUCCAUCGCGAUGGAAACCGGAGACGAAGAAAACGAGUGGCAAAGGGAAGAGGAGAUGGCCAAUAUGGCCGCCCAGUCGCAGCACCUCCGCCGGGAGCAGGCGUCACGGAGCCCGACCGGGUCCGAAGCGAGGGGGGGCCGCACGCCGCCCGCGACUAGCCCCCGACCCGCGCUGUUCCACAGCAACACAACUCUUCCGGGCAGCUACGCCAUCACAGCACAGACCUCACUCCCGGGGGACUCCGGCUCACAGACUUCACUUGGUGUGUCCGCCGCCCCCUGGGUUAUCAGCAACUCCAGAAAGAGAACACGGGACUCUUCCGGAGUUAAACGAAGGGUUUCGUGUUUCCAGCUGCAGGAUCGGACCCAGUUCAGCGACGGGGAUCUGGUCCAGCUGAAGCGCUACUGGGACCGCGGCAUGACCAGCCUGGGCUCGGUGUGCCGGGAAAAGAUCACCGCCGCGGCCGACCAGCUCAACGUGGACCCUGAAAUAGUCAAGACGUGGAUCAGCAACCGGCGGAGGAAGUACCGCCUGAUGGGCAUCGACAUCCCUCCGCCUAAAGGCGGGCCCGCCGUGUUCUCGACCUCUUCCCCCGGAAACGAAUCCCCGGUGGGCCUCGGCCCCGACGAGGUGGGCCUCAGAACGCCCGAGCUCGAGGACGACUUGAACUACGAGGGCUCCGUCUGCCUGUCGGAAGACGGCACCAUCGAAUCGCGGCACGGAGACGAAGAAGACGGGAUCGACGCGUCCACCGCGAUGCCGCUGGCCAAUACUGUGAAGGUUGAAGUAAUUUACGAAGAAUACGGAGCCAAUGAAGAUGGAGACUUAAUGGCCUCAGACCUCGAGCAAAUGCAGAGCCUGCUGGAAUUCAAGCACGAGGAGGUGCAGUUCUUAGAGAUCGAGCUAGAGAACCAAAAACAAAAGUACGACGAGCUGGCGAGCUUCACGAAGAGCCUGCUCGUCGCCGUGAGGAGCAACGACCUCGAGAGACAGCAGGAGCUCGUGGCCAGUCUACCUCAGCCUUCCGACCAGGACUGGGACAUGACGGAGGAGAGCGGAGCGCGGCCCGCCGACGCCGCGUCCUUCCACCGCGACGGCUCCCCGAUGGCCGGGGCGGAGAGUCCGUCGGGCCCGAACGGAGACGUCCCGCCGGUCUCCGAAAACGAAGACGACGCGCCGAGCGACGCGACUGAGCCCUCUGCAUCAGAGGAGCGGCGGCGGGAGGAGGCGUUCACGGAACUCGAGUGACCGCGGCGUCGGACGUCCGCUCUCAUAAAGACUCAUCCAGGUGUUUCCGCACUCCACGUAGAAGCCGUCUUUUUUGGUCUCUCGACACGCAUCGACACAAACACUCUGGUAACCUCACGCUCCACGCCCAGUGCCUGUGGAGCAACGCUUCAAUACGACUGUUGUGGGCUGACAAAAUGCCUUUUUUACUGCAUAUCAUCUGCCUUGCUCCGGACCGGUCCGGGGAGAACAAUAAACAACCUCUAACUUA